AUGGGCAACUGCUGUGGAAAAUCAGAAUCGGAGGCCUUUCAACAGCCCGGCCGCGUCUUGGGCUCCGCGCCUCCUCCAGCCUCAGGGACAGCACCGGUUCCGACAACAGUGGGAGGUCCGCCACGGACUCUGGGAGGUGCAGCACCGGCAGAGGCAUCGGGCGACGCCGACGACGCGAGGAGGAGAGCUGCCGAAGCCGCAGAGGCUCGAGCAAAGGCAUACGCGAAACCAGGCGGGAAACUGCAGACACAGCUAGCGGCGCAGAAGAAGCAGACACGCUCCGACACGCUUAAGGAUGCCAGCCAGGAGCAGCUGCGCGCCCGCGACGCCGACGAAGCAGCCGAAGCCCGCAACUGGGCGUGA
Molecule: messenger RNA, 363 nt
Organism: Fusarium falciforme
Lineage: Eukaryota; Fungi; Ascomycota; Sordariomycetes; Hypocreales; Nectriaceae
Exons: 2
Coding region: 1-363 (120 amino acids)
Source: RefSeq, a predicted model, not a curated record